This is a messenger RNA of Ictidomys tridecemlineatus (thirteen-lined ground squirrel), 540 nucleotides long. NCBI's taxonomy places the organism in Eukaryota, Metazoa, Chordata, Mammalia, Rodentia, Sciuridae. The record is from RefSeq and is a predicted model, not a curated record.
UCCCUUCUUUUCUUAGGUCUAUUCCAGGUGAUCAGAGUCAUGCAGUUCUACAGCUCAGCCAGGGCAGCAGAUGAGAACUUUGACUAUUUGUUCAAGGUUAUCCUCAUUGGGGAUUCCAAUGUGGGGAAGACAUGUGUGGUUCAGCAUUUCAAAUCUGGGGUCUACACUGAGACACAGCAGAACACCAUCGGGGUGGACUUCACCGUGCGCUCCCUGGAGAUUGACGGCAAGAAAGUAAAGAUGCAGGUGUGGGACACCGCGGGCCAGGAGCGCUUCCGCACCAUCACCCAGAGCUACUACCGCAGCGCCCACGCAGCCAUCAUCGCCUACGACCUCACGCGGCCGUCCACGUUCGAGUCGGUCCCCCACUGGAUUCACGAGAUAGAGAAGUACGGAGCGGCUAACUUGGUCAUCAUGCUGAUCGGUAGGCGUCCCCGCGAGGCUCACUGUUUUCCUGACCAGCCCCCUCUGCGGGCGCCCGGCGUGUCGCGAGUUUUCCUGGGCAGGCGGUGGGUCGUGACAGCGAUGGACGGGACCUAA